GAUGAACAAAGCAAGAGGAUAACCACAAGUACAUAGACAUAUAGACACAUAAACAGACACAUAAUGGUUAAGAUACGAAACAGUGAUCCGUCACCGUCGAGUAUAGAAUCAAUACCACCAAUUCAUGAAGAACCAUACGAGCUUGUUCCUGCUCCAGGGCAUUAUAGUAAUGAUCAAUCAACUCCGAUUGAAGAUGUUCGAAUCAUUAACAAACAAUCAUUGGAGUAUGUGCUUAUACUGGGUAUAGCUGGGGGAGCAGCUGGGUCAGCGGCGAAAUCGUUAGUUGCACCCUUGGACCGUAUCAAGAUUUUGUUCCAGACGUCCAACCCCGAAUUCUUGAAGUAUCGUGGCACAAGUCACGGGUUGUUUCUUGCUGGACGACAAAUUUGGCGAAAUGACAAACUUUGGGGGUUGUACCAGGGGCACUCGGUAACUUUGCUCCGUAUAUUUCCCUAUGCUGCGAUAAAGUUUGUUGCCUACGAACAGAUUAGAACGUUGCUUAUCCCUAAUGAUAAUUAUGAAACUGCUGCUCGAAGAUUCAUGGCUGGUUCCUUGUCGGGUCUCAUGUCAGUUUUCUUUACCUACCCCUUGGACUUGGUCAGAGUUAGAUUAGCGUUCGAAACUAGGAAUCUCACCAAGACACAUUUACAACUACACCCAGAACAUAGCCAGUUCAUGAAGAGACACCAAGGAAGGUUGGCAAGUACUAUCAACAUGAUUUAUCAUGAAAACCCACCACCAAAGAUCAAUGACCCAGGAUGGUUAAAGUACAUGAGGGACACUUUCCCACCCCAGAUUCAAAAGAUCUCCAACUUUUAUCGAGGAUUUGCUCCCACGAUCAUGGGGAUGAUUCCCUAUGCCGGUGUAUCUUUCUACACCCACGAUCUACUUCAUGAUAUACUUCGACUGAAGUAUCUCGCAAAAUACACUGUCCAACAACAUGUCCAUCGUAAGGUUCAAAUUGUUAACAAGAACAAACAAGCCGGGACGAAACUGUCUCGAGAAUCAAGAGCCCCACUCACCACAUGGGCCCAAUUAGUUGCGGGUGGAUUGGCCGGUAUGUGUUCACAAACAGCAGCAUACCCAUUUGAAGUCAUACGGAGAAGAAUGCAAGUAGGAGGUGCCGUCAACCAAGGCCAGUUUGUCGGGUUUAAGUCCACCGCGAAGUUAAUCUAUCGUGAGAGUGGGAUCCGAGGGUUUUUCGUCGGAUUGAGUAUUGGAUAUAUGAAGGUUAUCCCGAUGGUUAGUUGUUCCUUCUUUGUCUACGAACGGAUGAAGAAGUUUGUAUCUAGAAGAUUUGCAUAAUAUUUAUUGUAUAUACACGAAAUUUAGAAAAACCACC
Spathaspora passalidarum NRRL Y-27907 is the source of this 1342-nucleotide messenger RNA. It is a transcript of the gene LEU5, whose product is annotated as coenzyme A transporter. The transcript has a single exon. Gene Ontology annotation, biological process: transmembrane transport. The record is from RefSeq and is a predicted model, not a curated record. NCBI's taxonomy places the organism in Eukaryota, Fungi, Ascomycota, Pichiomycetes, Serinales, Debaryomycetaceae. The coding region runs from base 64 to 1305 and encodes 413 amino acids.